This is a messenger RNA of Mustela erminea (ermine), 616 nucleotides long. Its product is annotated as sodium channel protein type 10 subunit alpha-like. Gene Ontology annotation, biological process: regulation of atrial cardiac muscle cell membrane depolarization; sodium ion transmembrane transport; AV node cell action potential. The record is from RefSeq and is a predicted model, not a curated record. The coding region runs from base 146 to 616 and encodes 156 amino acids. Gene Ontology annotation, cellular component: plasma membrane; voltage-gated sodium channel complex; axon. NCBI's taxonomy places the organism in Eukaryota, Metazoa, Chordata, Mammalia, Carnivora, Mustelidae. Gene Ontology annotation, molecular function: voltage-gated sodium channel activity involved in cardiac muscle cell action potential. The transcript is spliced from 3 exons.
GAGGGGACAGACGGAGUUUCUUCUUGCUCUCCCUGAAUGUGUGUUCCAGGAGCUCAUGGAUUCCAGUGGAGGAGAGCUGGGAUAGAAGAGAGGAUCCCUUACCUAGAAGACAAGCGAGACUGAGCCAGCAAAGAAGAAUGAGAAGAUGGCAUUCCCCUUUGGGUCCCUGGAAACUACCAAUUUCCGUCGAUUCACUCCGGAGUCACUGGUGGAGAUUGAAAAGCGAAUUGCUGCCACACAGGCAGCAAAGAAAGCCAAAGAUAAGCACAGGGAGAAGGACCAAGAAGAGAAGCCUCGGCCCCAGCUAGACUUGAAAGCUUGCAACCAGCUGCCCAAGUUCUAUGGUGAGCUCCCAGCAGAGCUGAUUGGGGAGCCCCUGGAGGAUCUGGACCCUUUCUACAGCACACACCGGACGUUUAUGGUGCUCAACAAAGGGAGGACCAUCUCACGGUUUAGUGCCACUCGGGCCCUGUGGUUAUUCAGUCCUUUCAACCUGAUCAGAAGAACAGCCAUCAAAGUGUCUGUCCACUCAUAUCCUUUGCACUGUUGCUUCUUCCACAUGAUUCCUUUAAAAUCAGGCUUUGCCACUGUGUUCAGCACCUUCUUUCGAGGUUAG